Messenger RNA from Iphiclides podalirius (scarce swallowtail), 219 nucleotides. The record is from the annotation of a GenBank genome assembly. NCBI's taxonomy places the organism in Eukaryota, Metazoa, Arthropoda, Insecta, Lepidoptera, Papilionidae.
AUGAAUUGGAACUGCAACCGAGUUCCCGUGAUGGAGUGCCUAGUAGUCUUGGCUAGGUCAGCCAUGCCGAAACUAAGAGGUCAUACUGUGCUGGCCAAAGAACUGCUCUGGAGGUGCUUAACGACCCUGGAUGCGCGCAAGGAGUGUUCGGGUAAUAUCAGAUCUUCCAGUUCUCUGCCAGAGUUUUUGCGGGGCAAAUUAUUACAAGCUUCGCAGAUA